Molecule: messenger RNA, 1491 nt
Organism: Rotaria sp. Silwood1
Lineage: Eukaryota; Metazoa; Rotifera; Eurotatoria; Philodinida; Philodinidae
Source: the annotation of a GenBank genome assembly
AUGUUACCCGGAUUAUGGGAUUUGCCAGUAUCACCACCUGCUUGGUCCUUACUACAAAAAAUCAUGGAAAAUAUUAAAUUAAUAAAAGCUACAGGAAUAAAUAUACAAGUUGAUGAUAGUAUGUUAAUUUUUAUUUAUGUUUGGUAUGAUAUUCUUAAAUUUGAUCCAAAUGCAUUAACAUUUACCGACAAUUAUCUUAAUGAAAUGAAAUAUCCACAUUCAUUUUAUCGUUAUCCAAGAGAUCUAACGGCUCAUCACACUGGUUCUGUUACACACGGUCGAACUCGAAAAUUACCAAUUGGUGCUUCAAAUGCUCAAGUGCCGUUUAUGGAAGAUAUGGAUGACCCUUCAGCUGAUGAAAAUGAAAUUGAUAACAGUAAACUUAAUUUUUCAAUACGACAUAUCCCUACGACAAAAUCAUCUCUUUCACCUAACAUAUCAUCCUUUUCAAUGAGUUCAAAAGAUAAUCCUAAUAGAGAUUCUUCUGAUAUCCAAACACAAAUUACAAAUGAACAAAUUAAAAAUUUAUUCACUGAUAAUGCAAUUUUACAAAAACAACUCGAAUCAAAAACUUUAUCAGCUGUAGAAGAACGAAUAGAAAAAGAUGAUUCACUUCAUUCAAAUCAACAACAAAAUCAACAAUUUCAAACAAAUGAACAAACAUCUGAAUUUAAUGAAGAACAAUUACCUGAUUUAAAUGAUAAUCAUUCAAAUGCUUUAGAUGAAAAACCAUCUUUACUUGAUUUUUUUCGUGAUCAUAUAUCACCAUUUUCUGGGCAUGAAAAUGCAUAUCAAUGGUUUAUUCAACUUGAUUCAACAUUUUCUAAUUUGAAAUUAUCAUUUGAUGAAUGUCUUAAAAUUCUUCCAUAUUUUUUCGUUGGUCGAUCAAUGAUUUGGUAUAGUUUGAACAAACACAAAAUAAAUUGUUAUACAGAUUUUUGUCAAUUAUUUACCCUUGAAUAUAUUAAUACUAAACAAAUACCUGAUUCUCAUAUUUCUUCACAAUGUUCAAAUAGACAUUCUUUAAUUAAUUCACAAGUUAUUAACAAUAAAGAUUUUAUUGAUAAACCUACUGAUCAUUCAGGUAAUAUCACAAUCCCACUUACUCAUCAUCACAUUUCAUCAACUGAUUCAAAUAAUUCAACUUUAUCUCAUUCCAUAUCAUCAACAAUAUCAAAAGCAUUAAUUGAUAAAUUUGUAAAAGAUCCUAUAAAAUUCUAUGGGGGAAAAGAUAGUGUUAUUAAUUGGUUAGAUGAAAUUGAACAACAAUUUCAUAAUAUGCAAUUAUGUGAAUCAGACAAAUUAAAUUUAAUUCAAAUCUGUUUAAAAGGUGAUGCUCAACAAUGCUAUCGACAAAAUAAAAAAUAUUUUACUUCUUGGUCACAAUUUGUAACAGAAAUAAAAAAAUCCUAUCAUUCUAAUCUGCAACGAGAUAUAGCAUUUAAAAAACUUCAACAAUAUCAUCAAACACCUCAUCAAUCAGUUUUCUAA